CGCUCCUCAGCGUCGGGCCUUCUACUUCCAUGGUGACGAAUCCAAAACAGUUAUCAAUGGCGCUCUUUUCAAACCACUUUACCGCGGAAUCCUGUUAUUGCAACAAGUUUCUGGUUAUUGUAACCUGGUUUGUAAAACAUUAACAAUCUUAAAAUGAAUCAGGGGCUGGUUAUUGAUCCUUGGGAUAGCACCAAAAGGGGUAAUGUAGCGUUAUGUUGACUUUUAUUAGGCUAACAUUAGCCGCUACAAAGGGUGUUUACUGAUAACUAGCUCAAAUGUUUUUUUAAAGACCGAAUAAUAGUAACACCAGCUAACUCGGUGAUUCGUUUAAUAAUACUAUACCGGUUUUAUAAAUGAAACAUCGGACUUGUGUGUAAAAAAAAGAUUGAUUCAAAGAACCGCAAGCAUUAGAAAAAUGAACAGCAGCGCAGAGAGGAAAUUCGUGAACCUUCGGAAACGUCUGGAUCAGCUGGGCUACAGACAACCUUUAGGGAUUGAGUCGCUGCCGCUCGUGGAGAAACUGUUCAGCGACCUGCUUCACGUAACCGAGAGCCUGCGCACUGCCAAACUAUCAGCAGGAAAGACCGAGAAAGAGAGCCGAAAUGUUGAUGCUCUGCUGGAGCCCUACAGGGCAGAGAAUGCCAGGGUUGUCAGGGAAAACAAUGACCUGCAUCUAGAGCUCUUGAAACUCAGGGAGGAGAAAGAUCGGGUCACUAGAGAACUCAAAUCACAAAUCAGAAAACUGGAUCAUGAGACAUCUGAUCUAAAGUUUCUAAACAACCAGUAUGUGCAUAAAGUCCGCUGCUUGGAAAAGGACAGCAAGGCUAAAGCUGAGCGGAUCCAGCAGCUGCAGGAGAAGAACAUGCAAGCUGUUGUGCAGACGCCAGGUGGGAAAAAGCGCAGUAUUCCUUUUCGACGACAGAGAAUGCAGAUUGAUGAGCUCCUACCUCCUCCUUCUAAAUCCACCUAUCCUGUCCCCCAGCCUAAUGAUCCAUACAUAGCUGACCUGCUGCAGCUGGCCGAUGGAAGGAUUAAUGAACUACAGGACGACUUUAUCAAGCUUAAACUGGACCUGGAAAAUGGCCAAGAAUGUAUAAAACAUCUGAAUACUCAGGUGGAUGAAAGGGACAGAGAGAUAGAGCGUUUGAAUCAUGUCCUACAAGGAGGACGGCCUCAUGAUGUCAUUUCUCUCGAAGCGCAGAACAUCAGCAAUGAAAAACUGAUCGCCCAUCUCAACCUUCAGAUCGAGUACCUGCAGGAGACCAAUAGGACCCUGGAGCAAAGGGUAGAAGGACUGCAGCUAAAGAAGAAGGACGCCUCCACAGAGGUGGCAAAUCUCUCCUUGAAGAACCUGGAGCUCUGUGAGGAACUGACACAUAUAGAUCAUCUUGCAAAAUGUAUGGAGAUGGACAAGGAACGUGUGUUGGAAACUGCUGAUAUGGAACUACAAGAGUCAAAAAAAGAAAUUCAAAGGCAGCAGAAAACCAUUGAAGACUUGGAGGAUAUUAUCACAAAUUCUAGAAGGGAGCUGUCUGAAGGAGAAUUUGAAAGAGAUCACUUAAGAGAUCAACUGAUGGAGCUGAAGGAGCAGAACAUGAAGAUGGAGGGACUAGUGAACUUCCUGGAAGACGAGAAAACCAGGCUGCAGGACAAAGUGGAGAAGAUGAUGGCCGCUGAUAAAGAGCUGGUGCUGGAGUUGGAGGCUAUGCGUGUUAAACAUGGUGUCUGUGGGAGAGAGCAUUCCCCAUCUCGUCUGGAUGCCUUUGUCAAAAACCUAGAAGAGGAGAGGGAUUUCUAUCGCCACGAAGCUGAGCGGUAUAAGAGAGCCAGAGGAGCCGGGGGACCAGGCGUGAGCCCCCGACGCAGUCCAGAGAGAAGCAGAAGUUUGAAAGGCAAUGUGACCAAAGGGAGUGUUUCAGAGGUAGAACUGAUCCGCGUCAUCAAAGAACGGGAUGAGAUCAAGGCCGCUCUGGUGGACUUUGAGAAGCACAUGGAGGAAAUCCAAAAGAAUGUGAAAGGCCUCACUGAUGAGAGGGACCAUUUCAAAACCCGCCUUAAGCAAGCUGAAGAUGACCUAAAGUUGGCCCACAGAGCAGGUUUGUCGGCUGACAUGUUGAGACUACAGGAGGAAUUGAGACGUGCUGAGGUAAAGCUUGAGCAGAUGACCUUGGAAAGGGACACACUGAUGGAGAGGUUAAAGGUCGCCCAAGGUUCAGCUCUCAGUGACAGAGAGGAGAGGAGGAUGCUCGACUUGGAGAAUACUGUCAAGAGUCUGGAGCAGGAGAGAUUGGAUCUGCAGUCUCAAGUGUUUCUGUUAAAGGAGAGUAAAGAGGCUGUGGAGGAAGAGCUGAAGGUUCGAUCCACUGCUUCAGUCCAAAACGCAGAAGUUGUUGCCCAGCAGACGGCUGAGGCGAGCACUCUAAGGCUGCUGCAGGAGCAGAUGGAGCAGUCACUGUCUGAUAUGCAGCGUAGACUUUCAGUGAAGAUGAAUGAGCUGCAUGUGGCCCAUGAGCAGAUUGAAAAGCUGGAGGAGAGAUUAGGGGAGUUGAGUCAGCAGAGUUUAAAACACAAAGAGGAAGUGGCUGCUCUCCAGAAGUCUAUCUCUCUCCUGGAUAGAGAGAAAGACGCCCUGCAGGAUGAGGUGGAUCAAAAGGCAGAAAAACUGGUUGCUCUCCAGGACAACCUGUCCCAGAAGGAAAAAACUCUUGACGAUGUGAGACUCACUGUCAAAAAUAUGGACAAUUCCCUUGCUCAAUUGCAAGGAGCAUUAAAGAUCCGUGAACGGGAAAUCAGCAGCCUGAGGAGGCAGCUGGAUGCGUCUCAGGAGGAGCUGGCCGCCCUCAAGAGAGACAAAGAAGUCACGCUAAGAGAAAACAGGAGGCUGCAGGAUGACCUGGCCACCAUGACCAGGGAGAACCAAGCGGUACAUUUAGAAAUGGAGGAGGCUUUGCAUGAGAAGGAUGAGUUAAAGUUGAGGGUCCACUCAUAUAUUUCGGAAGUAUCCAGAAUAGAGAAACUAAUGGCCACAAAGGAGCAGGAGAACAGGGAUUUACUGGAGCGCUUCAGGAUGGCCCACUCUGGCAUGCAGGAAAAGGAGCAGAAGCUGCACCAGGCUGAAUGCCUGAAUAACUCCACCCGCCUCGAGCUGCUCUCCUCGGACACAGAGCGCAGGCAGCUCCGGGACACACUAAGGCAAAAAGAGCGAGAGAUCCAACAGCACAUGCAGGCCCUACAGGCCUAUGAAGCCCAGGUGUCCUCACUGGUUCGUGGGAUGUCCCGACUAGAAGAGGAGCUGAACAAAGCACAGGAGGAGAAGGCCGCUCUCCUUUCAGAUCUAGCCUCUGUCAGGGAGCUCUGUGUCAAACUAGACUCCGGGAAGGACCUUGUUACACGACAGCUGACCUCCAAGAGCAUGGACUUAGAGAGGGUGAGUGGGGAACUGGAAGACGUUCGCUCAGAGGUUGAGGUCCUGAAGAAACAACUAGCCAGUGAGAGGCUGACCGUGCGCAACCUUGAGACACUGCUGUCUACCAACCGGCAGAAGGAGUUCCAGACUCAUCUGACUGCCAGUGAGAGAGAGUCUGAACUGAAAGUCCUGCGUGACAGGCUCACUGUGGCCGACAGCAAAAAUGCAGAGCACGCCAGAGAGGUGUCCCAGCUCCGUGGAAAAGUGUCUCAACUGCAGACAGAAAUGGAUGUGCUGAAACGACAGCUGACCGCUGAGCGAUUCGAACGAGAAAGAGCGGUUCAGGAGAUGCGCAGACAGGGAUUGUCAUUUUCAUCUUUGCAAAGCUCGUCUCCUCUCAGUUUAUCUGGAGGCUCUCAUCACACCUCUGCAGAACGCUCCAUCCUCCGAACUCAAGAGCACUCCUCAGACAAAUCUACAGACAAGUCUACAGACAAGAGCGUUAGCUUCAAGGACUGACCUUUCUAAAGACAUGAAGUUGCACAGACCUUUACUUAUUUUCGUUUAUAUAUAUUCAUAUUUUAUAACACCUGGUAUCAGGCACUUUCACACGUCUGAAAGUAAUUUUAUUCAUAGCCUUAACCAAUAAACUGUUAAUGAAAUGUUUCACAUGUUGGUGAGUGUGUAAAUAUAUAUAUAUAUAUA
Messenger RNA from Cyprinodon variegatus (sheepshead minnow), 4111 nucleotides. RefSeq names its product centrosomal protein 135kDa (gene cep135). The transcript is spliced from 25 exons. The record is from RefSeq and is a predicted model, not a curated record. The coding region runs from base 416 to 3925 and encodes 1169 amino acids. NCBI's taxonomy places the organism in Eukaryota, Metazoa, Chordata, Actinopteri, Cyprinodontiformes, Cyprinodontidae.